AAUAUUCCAUUGUUCGCUCUAAUCUCUACCUCUUGCUGUUUGAUCUAAUUUAACGACUGUCGACGUGGGAGGAGUUCGUUGGAUGGAGCGCGUGGAGCAACGCACGAGGCUUGAUCACCCACCUCCAUCCUUCCCCACCAACCAACUCUCGGUAAGCGCGCCGCGCUUGACUUUGGGCGCGUUUUGAUCCGCGACCGCAAGCAGAGAUAAGAGCAAUGAGAUUGAUGCGGGCUUACUAUUAAAAGAAGAAGAUGACCCGGUUGCGGGAAUUCAAGUCCAAAGCUCUGCAAGCUGAGAGGGAUGUGUCUACAUCAACCACACAUACUGAGGCCCUGGAAGCCGCUAUCAGGGCAGCUGAGAACUAUAUGCAUGCCCUGAGGCUGGCUUCUGACCCAAGGGAGAAGAAGGCCCUCGAUGCCAAAUGCAAAGAAUACAUCACGCAGGCAGAACACCUCAAACAUUUAAAGGAAGGCAGCGGAGUCCAAUCCAACGCCAGUGCCAGUGCCAGAGCAGAAGUCCGACAGAGGAGAGAGCCCGUAUCAACGCGCACUCUAUCUAAUAGGGAGCAGAUCAUCCUGCUCGAAAAUUCGAAGCUCAAUGGUUUCGUCUUUCCUCCCUGGUCAGCCCAGCCUGGCCCAGAGGAGUUUGAAUUGGACGAAGAGGACGAACUCUUCACGGAUUGUUCUGAACUCGGCCUUUCGGCAUCACAGCAGCAGAUGUUCGACGGCUGGAAACGGCCUUCUGAGAUUUUUACAGAAGCCCGUAAAGAAGAUAGGGACAUACUAAUGAUGAGCAAAAAUCCCAUGGAUCUUGUGCAAGACGUGACCACAGACUGUUCCGUCGUUGCGAGUCUUUGUGCUGGAGUCUCCCAGGACGUACGAGGGUAUCCUCAGUUGGCUCAGACGAUAAAAAUGUACCCUUGUGACAAGGACACAUCCAUCCCGCAAUUAUCACCAUCUGGGAAGUACAUAUUUCGCAUGCAUUUUAAUGGCUGCUAUCGAAAGGUGGUCAUCGAUGAUCGGCUGCCGUCUUCAAAAACAUCUAGGUCUCUCUUUGUUGUCGACAGAAACAGCCCUACAGUGAUAUGGCCAGCUCUUGUCGAGAAGGCAUAUCUCAAAGUUAGAGGGGGUUAUGAUUUCCCCGGAAGUAAUUCUGGGACGGACAUGUGGAUUUUAACUGGGUGGAUCCCUGAACAAAUCUUCCUACAUCAUGAUGAAGUAACUUGUGAUCAGAUUUGGGACCGGCUAUUCAAUUCAUUCCUUGCAGCAGACGUUUUGCUGACAAUAGGUACUGGCAAAUUGACAUCACGGGAAGAAAGAGAAGUCGGGCUUAUCAGUUCACAUGAUUAUGCCAUCCUUGACAUGAGAGAAAGCAAUGGGAAGCGACAAUUCCUGAUUAAGAAUCCGUGGGCAGGUGGUGCCAAAUGGAAAGGCGUUAGUGGGGCUUCUGCUGUCUCGGCAUUGCAGGAGAUUGAAUUCGAGUUUAGCUCACCGCAGCGAUCCCCCUUGUCUCCGGGCACAUUCUGGAUGGACUGUGAUGAAGUGUUCCAGAACUUCGAGAAUUUGUAUCUCAACUGGAACCCUCGUCUUUUCAGAUAUCGACAAGAUAUUCACUUUCGGUGGGAUUUAUCAAGCGCUCCCCCAGUACCAGGAUGUUUUACAGAGAAUCCGCAAUUUGCGAUAACAAGCAAGUCAGGGGGUAAGCUUUGGCUGCUGUUGAACAAACACUUCAAGAGCGGAGAGACGUCGGACGCCGUAAACCAACUUUUGGAUCCGGAAGUUGAUGAACCCGGGUUUAUUAGUAUCUACGUGUUUAAUAAAAGGGGUCAAAGGGUGUACUUGAGUGACGGUGCUAUUCACCGUAGCCCAUAUGUUGACUCGCCAAACACACUGGUGCGCCUGGACAUGCCCCCAAACACAACCUUCACUGCUGUUGUCGCGGAGCAGUCACUCCAUCGCUCAAUACAGAGCUUCUCGCUAUCUGGAUUCUCUACAGGUCCUUUAAGUGUUUGUCCGGCUACUGAAAAGUAUGCGCAUGUUAGAAAAGUUCAAGCAGCAUGGACAUUAUCCACGGCAGGAGGGAAUGCCGAAUCUGAAAGAUACCCCUUGAAUCCCCAGUUCAAGCUGAAAGUUUCCGAAAAGUGUGAUGUUGCCGUUUUACUGGAGACGGACAACGGCGACUUAGCCACUCACGUAAAAAUAUUCUGGUCUAAGGGCGAAAGGGUCGCCGAGGUUCGCUUGCGAGAUAUCGUGUGUGAUAGCGGUGACUACCGUCGCGGCUUCGCAUUGGCUGAAGCGGACGCUAUGACCAAGGGGACAUACACCAUCGUGUGCUCAACAUUCGCACCCGAUCAGCUGGGAAAAUUCACACUGCGGGUAUCAUCGACUCAUCCAUGUGAAGUGACACCGUUACCAAGAGAAGGCGCAGGGCGGUUGCUCAUGAGUUCUGGUCUUGGAGUCCUCUCUCCCGGGAUCGACAGAAUUCUAGCCCCUAUAACCGUAUCCCGUCUUUCCCGGUUAAAGCUUGUGGCGAGACGUAAGGGAUCGUGGAUUGGACAUCGGACCGUGGCCCCGUCUCCGAUUCUCAUGACACUAGAACUAGGACAGGGACCGUACAAGGAAAUCCUUGCCGCUUCGGGUGAUGGGGAUUUCAGCGAUUUAGUUACUGGGGCUCGAAUCGAAAGUGUCGAUUUGCAGCCGGAGCUGGGACUGAGGGGUGGUGUUUGGCUGGUUGUAGAGCGCGUUGGUGGGCCGGGCGGGCAGGUAGAAGAUCACAUUGAAGUGGAGAUCCUUUCUGAGGAGCGAGUUGAAAUUGGCCGUUGGGGUGUGGGAGAUGGUUGACCAGCUAGUCAAUCUAGCAGUAUCUACGAAUGCCUACUCACUACGGAGUACUCCAUAGUUUUAGUGAGACUUGAUAUUCCUGUACAGAUGGCGGCUCAAACUUUCCACACGGCCUGAACGCAUACAUACAUGUACUGAUAGAAGAAUUUGUAGUUAGCCGGUUUGACUGUUGUACC
Messenger RNA from Coccidioides posadasii C735 delta SOWgp, 3016 nucleotides. The record is from RefSeq and is a predicted model, not a curated record. Lineage: Eukaryota; Fungi; Ascomycota; Eurotiomycetes; Onygenales; Onygenaceae.